Molecule: messenger RNA, 1414 nt
Organism: Eurytemora carolleeae
Lineage: Eukaryota; Metazoa; Arthropoda; Copepoda; Calanoida; Temoridae
Product: lipase 3
Exons: 14
Coding region: 27-1319 (430 amino acids)
Biological process (GO): lipid metabolic process
Molecular function (GO): hydrolase activity, acting on ester bonds
Source: RefSeq, a predicted model, not a curated record
AACACAAUUCAGUCAACAGAAACAAAAUGAAGUAUUUUCGAUUAACCUUGUACUCCACACUUAUUGUGGUAGCAUUAGGUGGAUGGUGUGACAAUAAGCAAACUGCUGGACAAGACCUUGUGUCUGCUUAUAAUAGGUUUCCAUCAAGCAGAAUAGUAAAUCAUCCAGAGAUAAGAAACAAUCUGCCUACGGAUGAGAUAAUAAGAUCUGAAGGAUACCCCGCAGAAACUCACUAUGCAACUACUCCUGACGGCUAUAUUUUAGCACUCCACAGAAUACCCUAUGGCAAAACAAACUCAGAUCCAGCAAAUAGGGAAGUUGUUUUUGUCCAACAUGGUCUUCUUUGUUCCUCUGCUGAUUGGAUAAUGUCUACUCCUUCUAAAGGAUUAGGGUAUAUGCUUGCGGAGGCUGGUUAUGAUGUUUGGCUUGGUAAUUACAGAGGAAACACUUACAGUAGAAACCAUACUUUUUUCAACCCAAAUGAGGGUUCAGGUGGAUUUUGGGACUUUACUUGGGACGAGAUGGCAAAAUUUGAUAUUCCUACCCAAAUAGAAAAGGUCCUUGAAAUUACUGGAAAAGAUGAACUUCAAUACAUCGGUCAUUCAAUGGGAACAACUGCUUUCAUGGCUAUGCAUCACUAUAAACAAGAUGUUGCAUCUAAAAUUCGCUUGGCUCAUCUGUUAUCUCCUGUAGCCUAUGUAGGUAAUAUGGAGAGUCCUAUUGGAUGGAUUGCUGGAUUAGGACCUCUUCUAGAUGCAAUUCUAGGCUUCCUGGGCAUUGGUGAAUUUCUGCCUGGAAAUGUAUUGAUGGAUUGUUUGGCAACUUUAUUCUGUCAUGAGGGCUUAACUCAAGGAAUUUGCACAAACAUUCUAUUUAUUUUGUGUGGAUUUGAUGAACCUCAGAUGAACACUACACUUUUGGAAACUAUUAUGAAACAUACUCCUGCUGGAGCUUCUACCCCAACUGUUCUACAUUAUGCUCAAGAAGUUACUUCUGAUGAAUUUCAUGGAUACGAUUGGGGGUCAGACAGAGAGAAUUUUAAUCAUCACGGGGCUAAUGGAAUACCCAAUUACAGUCUUACAGAUGUUACAACUCCUGUUGCAGUUUACUUUGGUCAAAAUGAUUGGUUAGCUUCUUCUACUGAUGUUUUGAGAACCAUCUCUGAGCUUCCGAACAUAGUCGGUGGAAUGCAGCACAUGGUCAAAUUUCCCACAUGGAACCAUCUUGACUUCCUGUGGGGCAUAGAUGCUGACACGGAAGUUUAUGCUGACGUGUUAGCAAACAUGAAAACCUGCUGGGAAACUGAUUGUCGAGUCUAACAUCACAAUAUCUUUUAACAUAUAUUUUAAAAAAUUGGUUGGUAACUGUAUAAACUAGAAUUAUAAUAUAUCAAAUAAAUUAUUAAAUACUUUAA